AUGGUUUAUAAUUAUGAAAACCACCAUUAUGUUUGUAUUGAAACAGCGGAAACAAUCGCACGUGUUUGUAAUGAACAAGUUGAUAGUAUUAGAUUACAAAAUUUAGCUACGGUUAUGUCAUUAUAUUCACAAGAAAAGUUUGCUAGUACAGCAUCACAAUGGGCCAAAUGUGUUGUCAAAUAUCUAACGGAUGUUUAUGCACAAUAUGCAAUUAGUUGGAUAACAUUCUUGAGUGAAGUAUUAGAAAAGGGUCCUGUUUAUCUUCAACCUUCUAUAUUAGAUAUAUUUCAUUAUCUUGUAAUGUUAAUUGAUACAAAAAACAUUGAUUAUACUUCAUUUAACAAUGAACUUGUUCGUACAUUAUGUAAAUACGUUAGUACUAUACAUUAUAAAGAUGUGAUGAAAACAUUAAAAUUAUUAGUGACAAGAUCAUCAACAUUAUCAACACCAAAACAUUUUACAAGCAGUAGUUGUUAUAAUCAACAACAAGUACGUUCAAUUAUGUCACAAGUAGAAUUUUUUGAAGAUACACCAAGAAGUAUUGAACUACCAGGUCGUACACUUGAUAUUGAUUACAAUCUAAGUCAAUUAAUGAAUAUUAUAAAAACAAAUAAUUCAGUAAAACUAUCAAAU
Didymodactylos carnosus is the source of this 633-nucleotide messenger RNA. The record is from the annotation of a GenBank genome assembly. Lineage: Eukaryota; Metazoa; Rotifera; Eurotatoria; Philodinida; Philodinidae.